This is a messenger RNA of Verticillium alfalfae VaMs.102, 2766 nucleotides long. Its product is annotated as phospholipase D p2. The record is from RefSeq and is a predicted model, not a curated record. Gene Ontology annotation, biological process: cell motility. The transcript has 4 exons. The coding region runs from base 1 to 2766 and encodes 921 amino acids. Lineage: Eukaryota; Fungi; Ascomycota; Sordariomycetes; Glomerellales; Plectosphaerellaceae. Gene Ontology annotation, molecular function: catalytic activity.
AUGCCUUCCACCAACGACGAGAAUAAGAAGAAGGUCGAAAGCGGAAGCGGCACCAGCUUGAAGGACAAGCUCAAGGCGCCGUUCCAGAAACUCGAGGAGAAGCUCGAGGGCACCCACCUGCAUGAUGCGAAGAUCCACAUCACCCACAAGAAGCACCAAAUUGGCAAAUUCGCCAACCUCUUCAACCGCAACCACCGCCACGACGAGGAGCACGAACAAGCCACCGACGACAAGCGCCAGAAGAUCCGCGACGAACACCGAUAUGAUUCAUUCUUUCCCGAACGCGACGGCAAUAUCAUUAAGUGGUAUGUCGAUGGCCGCGACUACUUCUGGGCCGUGUCGGAGGCUCUCGAGGCUGCUCAAGAGACCAUCUACAUCUGUGAUUGGUGGCUGUCCCCUGAGCUCUUCCUGCGCCGUCCCCCGCAUGACAACCAGCAAUGGAGGCUGGAUCAGGUCCUGAAACGACGCGCCGAGGCUGGUGUCAAGAUCUACGUUACCGUCUAUCGUGAAGUGGAGGCGGCCCUGACAUGCAACUCGGCCCACACAAAGCACGCACUCCACGGCCUGUGUCCCGAGGGUUCGCCAGGCUAUGGCAACAUUAAGGUCAUGCGACACCCAGACCACAACGUGUUGGAAAAUGCAGCCGAUAUGACUCUGUACUGGGCUCACCACGAGAAAUUCAUCGUCAUUGACUACCGCAUGGCUUUCAUCGGCGGGUUGGACCUCUGCUUCGGCCGCUGGGAUACGCAGACCCACGCGCUAGCCGAUGUGCAUCCCGAGGGUGUAAAAAAUGAAGUGUGGCCUGGCCAGGAUUUCAACAACAACCGUGUGAUGGACUUCAAGAAUGUUGACGACUGGAAGCAGAACGAGCUGAGCAAGACACGCUACGGCCGAAUGCCGUGGCACGAUGUCUCCAUGGGUGUCAUUGGACCUUGUGUUUACGACAUUGCGGAGCACUUUGUCCUGCGGUGGAACUUCAUCAAGCGCGAUAAGUACAAACGUGACGACCGAUACGACUGGAUCCAGCUGGCUGGACGGACGGGCGAGGAUGAGGAUCUCGUAGGAGUGCAACGGCCUAAGCACCCGGUUGGUGAAUACCUCAUGCACCCUCUGACACCUCUCGAGACGAAGAACCUUGAGAAUCGUGGUACUGUUCAUGCGCAGAUCGUGCGAUCCAGCGACGAUUGGUCCUCGGGUAUUCUGCUGGACCACUCGAUCCAGAACGCCUACUCGAAGACGAUUCUCGAGGCUGAGCAUUACGUCUACAUCGAGAACCAGUUCUUCAUCACGGCCACCGGAGAGCACCAAUCCCCGGUCCACAACACGAUUGGCCUCGCCAUUGUUCAGGCUGUGCUUCGAGCGGCGGAGGAGAAGCGCAAGUUCCGUAUCAUUGUCUGUCUUCCUGCGAUCCCUGGAUUCGCAGGCGACCUCCGUGACGAGGCGGCCAUGGGUACCCGAGCCAUUAUGGACUACCAAUACAAAUCAAUCUGUCGCGGCGAGCACUCGAUCUUCGAACAGAUCAAGGCUAAGGGCGUGAACCCUCGGGAGUACAUCUUCUUCUUCAACCUCCGUUCCUACGACCGUCUAGUCACGACUCCAGCGCUUCUAGAGCAGGAGAAGAAGACGGGCGUUUCGUAUCAGCAGGUGCAGCGUGCUGAGGCCGAGGAGAUCAUGGCCGAAGGUAUCCACGGUGCCGUGGACCCGACUGGCCACGGAGAGCGAGACGAGCACAUGGGCAGCGCGCAAGAUCAAGACCCCAACUUGGCGACACCCGAAGUGGAGAAGGCUCUCGAUGCGAAGCAGCGAUUUGAGGCGGCCAUGCCCGAGGGUAAGCUGACAGCCGCACCGUCCUUAGCGCAUCAUGCCAUGGCUGGCAACGAGCGAUCACUUUUGGACGAGCCUUGGGACGAUGAGGAUCUCGAGACCGAGAUCCAGAACUGGGUGCAGGAGGAAUUGUACAUCCACUCGAAACUGCUCAUCGCCGACGAUCGGAUCGUCAUUUGCGGAUCAAGCAACCUCAACGACCGUUCGCAGCUAGGUCUUCACGACAUCAAAAACUUUGAUGACUACGAUCGGUACCUGCCGCCGAAGGGUAUCAAAUCCGGCCAUGUCUACGACUUGUUCAUGCCGGCAGAGGAUGCGCGGAAGAAGAUCGCGCAGAUCAAAGGCCACCUGGUGUGGUUCCCGCUGGAGUUCCUCAGGGAUGCGGAGAUGGCCGAGACAGGAUUGCAGGUGAACCACGGUACCAACCCCGGCCAUGGGGCGCACUUUGCGAGCCUGCCGACCAGCUCGGGCGUCGUUCGCAGACUGCACAUUGCCGACGAGACCAUGGACACGGUCUUGCCCUCGCUGGGCGAGGAGCCUAGACUUCCACUCGCGAGUCUCGAGACCCUGACCCAUCUGGAACUGUGUUUGUCGGCGUGUGCGGAAAUCCUCGAAGAGAUCGACUACAAUGCCAUGCUCCGACUUUUGGCCACGGCGGCCAAUCUGACGCACUUGACAGUUCGUUUUGAGCGCAGCGCGCGCCACUGGUGGGACCUAGGCUCGUUCCCGCACUUUCCGAGCGUGGUAUCCAUUGACUUUACCGGCGUCGUGGACGAGGCGGAUGACUUUGUGGUCUCUCUGCGUAAACACGCCAGGGCACGACGGCGCGUGCGUCUCAAGGGGUGUUUCCUCGCCCCUGAGACGCUUCGUGAUCCGGCAGCCAUCCCGGAUCUGCGUCUCAAUCGAUUUAUCGUACUGCCCUGCAAGGGGGGCAAUAAAUGA